Messenger RNA from Sphaerodactylus townsendi, 7086 nucleotides. It is a transcript of the gene TENM4, whose product is annotated as teneurin transmembrane protein 4. The record is from RefSeq and is a predicted model, not a curated record. NCBI's taxonomy places the organism in Eukaryota, Metazoa, Chordata, Lepidosauria, Squamata, Sphaerodactylidae. The transcript has 16 exons. Gene Ontology annotation, biological process: neuron development; heterophilic cell-cell adhesion. Gene Ontology annotation, cellular component: neuron projection. Bases 1 to 4782 code for a protein of 1593 amino acids. Gene Ontology annotation, molecular function: cell adhesion molecule binding; protein homodimerization activity; protein heterodimerization activity.
AUGGUUUUCACAGAGCAACAGGACUUGUCUUCUCCUUUUGUCCUCACAGAGGGAUGUCCUGGCUUGUGCAACGGCAACGGCAGGUGCAUGCUGGACCUGAAUGGGUGGCACUGCGCCUGCCAGCUGGGCUGGAGAGGAGCGGGCUGCGACACUUCCAUGGAGACGGCGUGCGGCGACGGGAAAGACAACGACGGAGGGCAAGUUGGGGCCCAUGACUUGGCCUUGCCGUCCGGCCCGGAAACGCCGCCCGGCUUGAACGAGUGGGCAAGAGGGGCCAGCGGCUUUUUACCCAGCCGACCCGCGAGGCAAUUGAAGAUGCGCAUACGUCCUGCUGCCUGCGGCGGGCAAGAGAUGGCGAUGGCUUCAGUGGAUUGCAUGGAUCCAGACCGCUGCUGCCUCCAGCCCUUGUGCCAGCAUCAAGUUCGCUUGUGGGCAAGGACAGCAACGCACCAUCGUCAUUCCUCGCUGAGAGAGAACCGCUUUCAAAGCGAAGGCCACCCUUGUGUGAUCCGUGGGCAGGUGAUGACAUCCGACGGGACCCCGCUUGUCGGCGUGAACAUCAGCUUCGCCAACAACCCCCUUUAUGGCUACACGAUCAGCCGACAAGACGGCAGCUUCGACCUUGUCACCAACGGUGGGAUCUCCAUCAUCCUCCAUUUUGAACGGGCUCCUUUCAUUACCCAAGAACACACGCUCUGGUUGCCGUGGGACCGCUUCUUCGUCAUGGAAACCAUCGUCAUGAGGCAUGAAGAAAACGACAUCCCGAGCUGCGACCUCAGCAACUUUGCCCGGCCCAACCCUGUCGUCUCGCCGUCUCCCCUGACAGCGUUCGCCAGCGCCUGUUCCGAGAGAGGCCCCAUCGUUCUGGAAAUCCAGGCUUUACAAGAAGAGAUUAAAAUCUCAGGCAGCAAAAUAAAGCUCAGCUACCUGAGCAGCCGCACGUCCGGCUACAAAUCCGUCCUGAGGAUCAGCUUGACCCAUCCAACCAUCCCGUUCAACCUGAUGAAAGUCCACCUCAUGGUCGCGGUUGAGGGACGCCUCUUCCGGAAGUGGUUCGCCGCGGGUCCGGAGCUCUCCUACUACUUUGUGUGGGACAAGACGGACGUCUACAAUCAGAAGGUGUACGGGCUGUCGGAAGCCUUUGUCUCAGUGGGGUUCGAAUACGAAUCGUGUCCGGACUUGAUCCUUUGGGAGAAGAGGACGGCGGUGCUGCAGGGCUACGAAAUCGACGCGUCCAAACUCGGAGGCUGGUCUUUGGACAAGCACCAUGCUCUCAACAUCCAGAGUGGGAUCCUGCAUAAGGGGAACGGGGAAAACCAGUUCAUUUCACAGCAGCCGCCCAUCAUCGGGAGCAUCAUGGGAAACGGGCGCAGGCGGAGCAUCUCCUGCCCCAGCUGCAACGGCCUCGCCGACGGGAACAAGCUCCUGGCGCCGGUCGCUUUGACAUGCGGGUCCAACGGGAGCCUCUACGUGGGAGACUUCAACUACAUCCGGAGAAUCUUCCCCUCCGGGAACGUCAUCAACAUCCUGGAAUUAAGAAAUAAAGAUUUCAGACAUAGGUACGACAGCUUCGGGCGUCUCACCAACAUCACUUUCCCUACCGGCCAGGUCAGCAGCUUCCGGAGUGACACUGACAGUUCCGUCCACGUCCAAGUGGAGACGUCCAGCAAAGAUGAUGUCACCAUAACAACCAACCUGUCAGCCUCAGGUGCCUUCUAUACCUUGCUGCAAGAUCAAGUGCGGAACAGCUACUACAUUGGCGCGGACGGCUCUCUCCGCCUCAUGCUGGCCAACGGCAUGGAGGUGGCUCUGCAGACGGAACCUCACCUGCUGGCCGGCACAGUGAACCCCACCGUGGGGAAGAGGAACGUCACUCUCCCGAUUGACAACGGCCUUAACCUGGUCGAGUGGAGGCAGCGCAAAGAGCAAGCGAGAGGCCAGGUCACAGUCUUUGGACGCAGGCUGCGGGUUCAUAACAGGAACUUGCUGUCCCUCGACUUUGACCGGGUGACAAGGACGGAGAAGAUUUACGACGAUCAUCGCAAGUUCACGCUGCGGAUCCUGUAUGACCAGGCCGGCCGGCCGAGCCUUUGGUCUCCCAGCAGCCGGCUGAACGGAGUGAACGUUACCUACUCCUCGGGGGGCCACAUUGCUGGGAUCCAGCGAGGGACCAUGUCAGAAAGGAUGGAUUAUGACCAGUCGGGCCGGAUUACAUCCAGGAUCUUUGCUGAUGGGAAAUCCUGGAGCUACACUUAUUUAGAAAAGUCUAUGGUGCUGCUGCUUCACAGUCAACGGCAGUACAUUUUCGAGUUUGACAAGAACGAUCGUUUGUCAUCCGUGACCAUGCCCAACGUAGCCCGACAGACCUUGGAAACGAUCCGUUCCAUUGGUUACUACAGGAAUAUUUACAGGCCCCCAGAGGGCAACGGUUCUGUCAUUCAGGAUUUCAAUGAAGAAAAGCAGCUCCUCCACACUUACCAUUUGGGGACGGGGAGGCGGGUCAUCUAUAAAUACGGGAAGCUUUCCAAGCUGGCGGAGAUGCUCUACGACACGACUAAAAUCAGCUUCACCUAUGACGAGACAGCCGGGAUGCUGAAGACCAUCAACUUGCAGAACGAAGGGUUCACCUGCACCAUCCGAUACCGACAGAUUGGACCGCUCAUCGACCGACAGAUCUUCCGUUUCACGGAAGAAGGCAUGGUGAACGCCCGCUUUGACUACAACUACGACAACAGCUUCCGGGUGACCAGCAUGCAAGCGGUGAUCAACGAGACUCCGCUCCCCAUUGACCUCUAUCGAUACGACGACGUUUCGGGUAAAACGGAACAAUUUGGCAAAUUCGGAGUGAUCUACUACGACAUCAACCAGAUUAUCACCACCGCCGUCAUGACUCACACGAAGCAUUUCGAUGCCUAUGGUCGGAUGAAAGAAGUGCAGUACGAGAUCUUCAGGUCCCUCAUGUAUUGGAUGACCGUUCAGUAUGAUAACAUGGGGAGGGUAGUGAAGAAGGAGCUGAAGGUCGGCCCUUAUGCGAACACAACGAGGUAUUCGUACGAGUACGACGCCGACGGGCAGCUCCAGACGGUGUCGAUCAAUGAGAAGCCGCUCUGGCGAUACAGUUACGACCUCAAUGGAAACCUCCAUUUGUUGAGUCCCGGCAACAGUGCCCGCCUCACUCCAUUGAGGUAUGACCUCAGGGACAGGAUUACGCGGCUGGGGGACGUGCAGUACAGGAUGGACGAAGAUGGCUUCCUGCGGCAAAGGGGGAACGACAUUUUCGAGUACAACUCCGCAGGGCUGCUCAUCAAGGCGUACAACAAAGCCAACGGGUGGUCGGUCAAGUAUCGGUACGAUGGACUUGGGAGAAGGGUCUCCAGUAAAACUGCCCACGGCCAUCAUUUGCAGUUCUUUUAUGCCGACCUCUCCAGCCCCACCAAAGUCACCCAUCUCUACAAUCACUCAAGUUCUGAGAUCACCUCCCUCUACUAUGACCUCCAAGGCCACCUGUUUGCCAUGGAGCUUAGCAGCGGAGACGAGUUCUACAUCGCCUGCGAUAACACGGGGACCCCUUUGGCAGUUUUCAGUGGGACAGGCUUAAUGAUCAAGCAGAUAUUGUACACAGCUUACGGGGAGAUCUACAUGGACACCAAUCCAAACUUUCAGAUCAUCAUUGGUUACCAAGGAGGUCUCUAUGACCCCCUUACCAAACUCAUACAUAUGGGGAAGAGAGACUAUGAUGUGCUUGCUGGUCGGUGGACGAGCCCGGACCAUGAAAUUUGGAAACGUCUGAGCAGCAGCAACAUAAUGCCUUUCAAUCUUUAUAUGUUCAAAAAUAAUAACCCUAUUAGUAACUCUCAGGAUAUCAAGUGUUACAUGACAGAUGUCAACAGUUGGCUGCUUACCUUCGGGUUUCAACUACACAACGUCAUCCCUGGAUAUCCUAAGCCCGACAUGGAGACUGUGGAGCCCUCUUACGAACUUACUCACACGCAGCUGAAGACACAAGAAUGGGACAAUAGCAAGUCGAUCCUGGGAGUCCAGUGCGAAGUACAGAAACAGCUGAAGGCCUUUGUCACCCUCGAGCGCUUCGAACAGAUCUACAGCUCGAGUAUCGCCGGAUGCCGCGAGGCCACAGAGAACAACAACUUUGCGUCCGGGGGCGCUGUCAUCGGCAAGGGGGUCAAGUUUGCCAUGAAGGACGGGCGGGUGACCACCGACAUCAUCAGUGCGGCUAACGAGGACGGGCGGAGGAUCGCGGCCAUACUGAACAACGCUCACUACCUGGAGAACUUGCACUUCACCAUCAAGGGAACGGACACCCACUAUUUUGUCAAACAAGGGCCCUCGGACAGCGACCUGUCCAUUCUGGGUCUCAGCGGGGGGCGGAGAACCUUGGAGAACGGCGUCAACGUCACCGUUUCCCAAAUCAACACAGUGCUGAGUGGAAGGACUAGACGUUACACGGACAUCCAGCUCCAGUACGGAGCACUGUGUCUGAACACCCGCUACGGGACCACCUUGGACGAGGAGAAAACCCGUGUGCUUGAGAUGGCCCGACAACGUGCCGUAGCCCAAGCUUGGGCACGGGAGCAGCAGAGACUGCGGGACGGGGAGGAGGGGACCCGCUCCUGGACAGAAGGGGAAAAGCAGCAGCUGCUAAACACGGGGCGGGUUCAGGGCUAUGACGGCUAUUUCGUUAUCUCCGUGGAGCAGUACCCCGAACUUUCGGACAGCGUGAACAACAUCCAUUUCAUGAGACAGAGCGAGAUGGGCAGAAGGUGACAGAGCGGGUUGACGCGAUGAUUUCUUGCCAAAGACAGCUACUCUUUUGUGGCCGCGUACCAGACUGUGUUGUACUCAAUCCUUUUUUUUUUAAUUAAAAAACAACAACCCACACACACACGAAAGAUAACAACGAGACAUGGGGGUGGAGUGAUAAUACAGUUGCACUGUAGCUCAUGCAACAUCGUUUUGUUUUCUUUUUUGAAAAUUUUCUCAUCCUUUAUCAUUUUCCCCCACUCGAGAGCAGAGGAUGUGUUCGCCGCAGUACAAACACAGUGAAAUCCGUGUGUCCUUUUUUUUUUGUCCUUUCUGUCCCUGUUGUGAUAAAUGGAGGCAAACGAAGAGCUACCCCUGUAAGCCCUUUGUUUACAUCUUGUGGCAAGCGAGAGGUUCCCGCCUUGGGUCCCUGCUUUGCCUUCACACUUGAGUGGGGUGAGGGCAGAUUACCAGUAAGGAGCAAGGAGCGUUUGUGUUCGUAAUUUUCUGCUGUGCGAACAGGGAAAAAGAAAAAUAGAGACGCCAGAGACUGUUCCAAAUCUUCCUGGCAUUGUCCUUCUAAACAAUCACAAGCCUCUGAAGAAGAGAACUUGCAGGUCAUUUUCACAUUUCAUCCCUUUUCCGGACGAUCCGGCGACCUCGAGAAACAACCAAGCAAGGCAAAAUUGCUUGACCUUAGAGACUGACGAGAUGUCCCCUUCCUGAGACAGAAUAACCUUUUUUUAUUUUUUUAAAACGAGUCUUUUUUACUACGAUAGACUUAUUUUGUUGUCCCUUUUUUAUUUUUUUUGCUUUUGCGAGAGAGCGAGAGAAUACAUUUUUCCUGCACAUUUGUUGUUGUUAUUUGAAACCCAAUUACAGCUUGGGGGAAGAGGAAAAGAAGAUCCACAUUCUGCGAGGAUAACUUUCUCCCACGUAAUGUUGGCCAGGAAGCACCAGUGAUGUAUAUUUGUUAAUGGCAUAUUCUUCUUAAAGAUAUAGUAUUUCUGUAAAAACCCAGUCCAGUGUCUUAACAAGUCCAAUUUUUAGGACGCAAACUCUUCCUUGACAGCAGGAGUGCCGGUAUUUACCAAGUCUAAGCUUGUUGCUGGAUUGAUGAUGUUUCCAGCUCCUCCCCUGAGUGAUUUCAUAAAGGUAUACCUUAGAUGGAAACAGACCGGUCUGCUAUGGCUUGUAUCAAUUCCCCGUAAUGUUUCCUUGCCCUGCUGAGAUCUUUUAAUUGGAGAUCCUUAAAAAUUGAACUGAUGCACCGCUGAGCUUUACCUCUUUCCAGGAGCACCAGGGUGGUUUCACAUAACAGUCCAGGUGCUCGGGAGCAACAGCCGCAGAAGGCCAUUGCUUUCACCUCCUGCAUGUGAGCUCCCAAAGGCACCUGGGGGGCCACUGUGAGUAGCAGAGAGCUGGACUAGAUGGACUCUGGUCUGAUCCAGCUGGCUUGUUCUUAUGUUCUUAUGACCUAGUCUUCACUGUACUGUGUAGUCUGAUUGUUGCAAAGAAAAUCCACAUUCAGUACUACCACGAUUCGAAGAGACACAGCCUUUGCUUCCAGAAUAAAUUACACAGAAUUGCCUACCGCUUCUUUUUCUGUGCAAUUCCUUCUGCUUCCAAGAUCCGGGUCUCUAAAGAAUUUGGAUUUUAUUGAGUUUGGUUUGUUUGUUGCAAUGUCUGGUGGCGUUGAAAGCUAUGGAGAUCAGAAACUACAGUGUGGAGGCAAGAGAUAUAGUAACCUUGAAUGGAGGGAGUUUUACAUAUUGCAAAGAUAGGUGUGCGUGCACCCCUUAGGUGCCCACAACUAAGUCUUGAAAGUGGGUCAGAUUAUGCUCAAAGGGUGAAAUCUGUUCAAGAGUAUUGUUUUUAAGAAUAAAAUUUCCAAAGAAAAUUUGGUUUUGCACCAGCAUAGUGCCCCAGAGCAGAAGACAUUACAUGGAAGGAAGAGAAGAUGGUCGUAUGAACUCAUCGAAAAGAGGGAGGCCAUUCAAACCAUCAUGUGGGGAUAUCCCCAUGACUUUACAUCCCCAUUUUCAUACAAUGGUAGGGAUCCCCCAAAGCCCACCAACCUGGCGAGAGCUUCCUAAAAAUUGCUACUUCCACUCAUUUGCACAGCUGCUAAAGACCAGCCACUUACAGGAACACUACAAGGUCACAAGGGCCUUUUGUCAUGAUGUAAGGACUUUUGUCAUGAUGUAAGGAGCAGCAGUGGCGUAGUGGCUAAGAGCAGUGGCUAAGAGCAGGUGCACUCUGAUCUGGAGGAACCGGGUUUGAUUCCCAGCUUUGCCGCUUGAGUUGUGGAAGCUUAUCUGGGGAAUU